Molecule: messenger RNA, 690 nt
Organism: Aptenodytes forsteri (emperor penguin)
Lineage: Eukaryota; Metazoa; Chordata; Aves; Sphenisciformes; Spheniscidae
Gene: COMMD1
Product: copper metabolism domain containing 1
Exons: 5
Coding region: 135-593 (152 amino acids)
Biological process (GO): regulation of proteasomal ubiquitin-dependent protein catabolic process; positive regulation of protein ubiquitination; negative regulation of protein localization to cell surface
Cellular component (GO): endosome
Source: RefSeq, a predicted model, not a curated record
GGUCAUGCCUUCCAAUGAGAGCUCUUGGACUCUAAUAAACAGUGUUUGUGAGGCACAACCUACCAACUAGUUGAAAACCUCCACUGUCUCCAGAAACGUGGGAAAGUCUACUGGACUAAUAUCCAGGAACAUCUAUGGGAACAGCUCAUUUAUUACAGGACUGGGUAUCUCAGCAGCCCUUGGGAGAAAGUCUGUCAAUUGCUUCAGCGGACAUGGAUUUGAAUCAGCUGGAGGCUUUUCUCACCGCCCAAACCAAAAAACAGGGUGGCAUCACAUCCGAUCAAGCUGCAGUCAUUGCAAAAUUUUGGAAGAACCACCGAAUAAAGAUCCAUGAGAGCCUGAUCAAUCAAAGCCGUUGGGAUAAUGUCUUGAAAAACAUGAACUGGCGAGUGGAUCUGAAGUCACAGUCAAGACACAUCGAUCAGAUAAACACUCCUGUGGCAAUCGUUGAAAUGGAACUGGGAAAAAAUGGGCAGGCCCCUCUUGGCAGUGGCACCCGUAGCCCGGUGACCUCUGGGACCCAAGAUCAAGCAGCUGUGAGUGGGCUUGUUCGCAUGGGAUGUGGACCCUGCACUCGCGCCGGGCAUGUCUGAAACCCACGGAGGAAUCGGAGUUUCUCUGUCUGGAGUUUGAUGAGGCCAAGGUGAGCCAGAUGCUGAAGAAACUCUCGGAAAUAGAGGAGAGUAUGAC